GUCCAUCCAUAAGCGUCCGGUGGCGGGUAAUGCAGACAUCAGCUUCCCUAUGAAGGGCUGGAAGGGGAUGAUGGACUGGGCCCGCAGCUCUGAGGACAGAGUUACUGUCUCCAAGAACAUCCUCUCCACAGGAAAGCCAGAUACAGAUGACUUGUCAGCGUUUGUCACCGGGAUCGUUCUCUACAGAAACCUGGGCAGCAUCCUAUCUAUACAGAGAAACAGCACGGUGCUCAACUCCAAGGUGGUGUCUGUGACCAUCAAGCCCACCCCAGGAUCCCUCUCUACCCCGGUGGAGGUCCAGUUCUCACACCUUUACAACGGCACCACAAACCAGACCUGCAUCUCCUGGGACGAGAGUGACAGCUCUUCGCUGCUCGGAUCGUGGUCUGCCAGGGGCUGCAGAGCCGUGCCUGUCGACUCAUUGAGAACCAAAUGCGUGUGUGACAGACUCUCUACCUUCGCCAUUUUAGCCCGGCUAAAUCCUGACAUGAACAUGGAUAAAAUGCAGCUUCCCUCUGUGACGCUGAUGGUGGGCUGUGGAGUCUCCUCUCUCACCUUGCUGCUCCUCAUCAUCAUCUAUGUGUCGGUCUGGAGGUACAUUCGCUCCGAGCGCUCUGUCAUCCUCAUCAACUUCUGCCUCUCCAUCAUCUCCUCCAACGCCCUCAUCCUCAUUGGUCAGACACAGACACGGAACAAGGUGAUCUGCACYCUGGUCGCUGCUUUCCUGCAUUUCUUCUUCCUGUCGUCGUUCUGUUGGGUUCUGACAGAGGCGUGGCAGUCGUACAUGGCCGUGACUGGCCGGCUGAGGAACCGCAUCAUCCGCAAGCGAUUCCUGUGUCUGGGCUGGGGUCUACCUGCUCUGGUUGUGGCAGUCUCUGUGGGUUUCACCAAAGCUAAGGGAUAUGGCACCGUCAACUACUGCUGGCUGUCUCUGGAAGGUGGUCUGCUUUAUGCGUUCGUGGGACCGGCUGCCGCUGUAGUUUUGGUUAACAUGGUUAUCGGGAUUCUCGUAUUUAACAAACUGGUGUCCCAAAGGACGGCCAUUACUGAUAUGAAACUGAAGGAGAGGGCAGGUCAGAUGACAGUACCACUGUACAAUAUGACGCUCAAAUGUGCCAAGUGCGGAGUUAUCUCGUCGGCUGACGUUUCUACCACAGCUACCAGUAACGCCAUGGCGUCGCUGUGGAGCUCCUGUGUUCUGCCUCUCCUGGCCCUCACCUGGAUGUCUGGUCUGGCCAUCACCGACCGACGCUCCUCCCUCUUCCAGAUCCUGUUCGCUGUGUUUGAUUCGCUGGAAGGCUUCGUCAUCGUCAUGGUGCAUUGCAUCCUGCGCAGAGAGGUUCAAGAGGCAGUGAAGUGUCGGGUAGUGGACCGCCAGGAGGACGGGAAUGGAGACUCAGGGGGAUCUUUCCAGAACGGACACGCUCAGCUUAUGACUGAUUUCGAGAAAGACUCGACAUGGCUUGCAGAGGAG
Messenger RNA from Salvelinus sp. IW2-2015, 1474 nucleotides. Its product is annotated as adhesion G protein-coupled receptor B1-like. Gene Ontology annotation, cellular component: dendrite; postsynaptic density; plasma membrane. Gene Ontology annotation, molecular function: G protein-coupled receptor activity. Gene Ontology annotation, biological process: cell surface receptor signaling pathway; adenylate cyclase-activating G protein-coupled receptor signaling pathway; negative regulation of angiogenesis. The record is from RefSeq and is a predicted model, not a curated record. Lineage: Eukaryota; Metazoa; Chordata; Actinopteri; Salmoniformes; Salmonidae.